This is a messenger RNA of Cynara cardunculus var. scolymus (artichoke), 1201 nucleotides long. Its product is annotated as putative glycerol-3-phosphate transporter 1. NCBI's taxonomy places the organism in Eukaryota, Viridiplantae, Streptophyta, Magnoliopsida, Asterales, Asteraceae. The coding region runs from base 59 to 1003 and encodes 314 amino acids. The transcript is spliced from 3 exons. Gene Ontology annotation, molecular function: transmembrane transporter activity. Gene Ontology annotation, biological process: phosphate ion homeostasis; transmembrane transport. The record is from RefSeq and is a predicted model, not a curated record.
AGGAAGCGGAUAUUUAGUUGUCGGGAAUUGGUUUGGAAAGAGCAAGCGAGGCCUCAUAAUGGGUAUUUGGAAUGCUCACACAUCCAUGGGGAAUAUUUCGGGUUCUUUGAUGGCUUCCUAUUUCUUGAACUAUGGCUGGGGUUGGUCUAUGGUCGUUCCUGGUUUCAUCAUUACCUUCGUUGGAUUGCUGGUCUUCUUGUUGCUACCUGUUGAUCCUGAAUCAGUACAAGUUGAUAGAGAUGAAAAUAAACCUAACAAGAUGGGGCUAGAUAUCACCAAACCCCUAUUGAACAACACCACCAAGAAAGAAUCACCAGUAGGCUUCAUGGAAGCAUGGAAAAUACCUGGAGUUGCCCCAUACGCCUGCUGCCUCUUUUUUGCCAAGUUGGUUGCUUAUACAUUUCUGUAUUGGCUCCCGUUCUACAUUAGCCACACAGCCAUAGAUGGUGAAUACUUAUCUAACCAGGCUGCUGGUAAUCUAUCUACAUUGUUCGACGUUGGAGGUGUGGUUGGAGGAAUCCUAGCCGGUCACAUUUCCGAUCGACUGAAUGCUAGAGCCAUCACAGCAGCAACCUUCAUGUAUUGUGCUAUUCCAGCUCUAUACCUCUACAGAAACUAUGGACACAUAUCUGUGACCAUAAAUGUCGUCCUCAUGUUAGUUACGGGCAUGUUUAUCAAUGGGCCCUAUGCUCUCAUAACAACGGCCGUCUCGACUGACCUCGGGACCCAUCGAUCCCUGAGAGGCAAUUCUCGAGCCCUCGCAACUGUUACAGCAAUCAUCGAUGGAACGGGGUCAAUCGGCGCUGCAAUAGGGCCGUUGCUUACAGGUUACAUUUCAAACCAGAGCUGGACUGCAGUUUUCACCAUGCUUAUGGUGGCGGCUUUCGUGGCGGGGUUGUUUCUUACCAGACUCGUGGUGGCAGAAAUAAGUACAAAAUGGCAAGAUCCACGACGUGGUUUAACAGCUGGUAUCUCCAGGUCUCCUGUAGUUGAACAAGUGUGAUCGCCUCCAAGGUUUUUCCAUAUACAGAAAGAAGACGCACUUUUGUACAUACAAUGCUAUAUACAUGAUUUUAAAUCUAUUUUGGUUAAUAUCUUGGAUGAAUGCACCUCAAGUUCUCUGAGUACCUGCUCGUUUAUGUUCUAUGGGCCAUGUUUCUUGUGGUUUUAAUGUUGAGAAACGAACAUUCAUAAGGUAGUA